ACAAAAUGGCGAACAUAUUUGUUCUUGUCAUUUUGCUGUGAUGCUUGCUCGCUGUACAAAAUCUAGUAUUUUGUUGCUAUAAAAUGGCUGACACCGGUUCACGUAUGAAUUUCGCUGCUUUAAAAAGAGCAGAUCCUUAUGUAAAAGCAAUAGUUGAUAGUGCCACCCAUGUUGCGCUUUAUACAUUCGAAGAGAACGAAUGGGAAAAAACUAACAUCGAGGGCGCUUUGUUUGUGUACAGUAGAAAUGGAGAGCCGAACCAUAGUUUAGUGAUUAUGAAUAGGUUGAACACGAACAACCUCAUCGAACCCGUGUCGAAAGGAAUCGAAUUACAAUUGAAAGAACCUUUCCUACUGUAUCGAAAUGCCAAAUGUCGCAUUUACGGCAUAUGGUUCUACGAUAAAGAAGAGUGCGUCAGAGUGGCCACGAAGCUAAACGCGCUGGUAAAGGAGUCAAUUAAGCAGUCGCCGGGUGAAAAUAUGCCGCAGAACGCGGUAUACAAUACGUCCACGACAUCCAGCCAGCCGGUCGACAUAUUCAGCAUGCUGAGCAAGGCGCAGGACGACUUCAAUUCAAAUAAAGGUCUAGCGAAUAAGAAUGAGUCCACGCCGUCACGGGCCUCCGACAUGGCUUCCCAGAGUGUCAUGGACUUCUUUGCGAAAGCGGGUAGUGGUGCUGCGGCGCAGAUGCCCGCCGUUUCCUCUUUACCCUCGCCCGGAAUCUUUGGCCCGCGUGCAACGGACGCGAGAGAGGUGCCUCAACUGUUGCAGAGGCUCAUGAGUAAUCCUGCACACUCAGUUGAACACAUAGAGAAGCAGCAACGCUCUGUCACUCCUCAGGAGGGACAGAACUCGAAUGGUAACAUAGCCAUAGACUCGGCCAUGAGGCAGCCAUGUGUGUUCCCAUUAAAAUCUACACCUAAUGAGAAACAAAAUCAGAGGAUAUCUGGAGUUAAGAAGGGUUUGGAUGGGAAUGAUUCUAAUGGUCUAAUACCGCUGGAAAAUGAGUUGAACUUGAUGAGGAUGUCAUCACCAAAAUCAACAUCUCCUCUAGCCACCUAUCUUAACCAAUCCCAGGACAUUGGUCAUCCGCAGAAGCCGGCCCUGAUGCCACCCACCAUGUUCACUGCGAGUACCGGUGGCGACGUCCAGCCCACUCCGGAGCCUCUCACCAGAAAUCAGCUGCUUCAAGCUUUCAACUAUCUACUCAAACACGACGCUGACUUUGUCAACAAACUGCAUGAGGCUUACGUAAAAUCUUUUUCAGAAAAAGCCUUUUCAGUGUCAUAAAAUUCAUUCUUUUACGACCGUGGCCGAUUUUGCCGGCCACCAGUAAUGUACAGUUGUAAUUUGAAGUGUAAAAUCUCCUAAAACAUUGUCCACCUUCUAGUUUUGUAGAAACUCAUUAUUUGGACAGAAUAUUUUAUAAUAAGUUUUAAACUACAAAAUGUGUCAUUGUAAUCUGUAUAGAGAAUGAAUUUUAGUGACUUGUCGCCUUCUGAUGGGCGAGUCUUGUAAAUGAUUCCUUAAGCAGCUAUUUGUGAUAUUUCUAUUGGCUUCAGCUUAAGGCUUGAUGAAAUUCUGACACAAGUCCCAGCAUAUACCUAGUUUAGUAUAUUGAUUUGUUAAAGUAUGAACACAAAUUAAAGGACAAUACAUAUUUCUAUCUCGUAGAGAUGACAAAGCUUUACAGAUAUGUUUGUUGCAAUAAAAUUACGAAAAUAAGGAGAUAUUUUGAAAUUAGACUUUGUUUGUAAUUUAUAUAAGGACUGCAAAAAUUUGCUAUUUGUUUACAAUGUCUAUGUUUACUUAAUCUGUUACUGGUAGGUGUCUCAUUUUCUAGUUUUAUUGUAUGUGAAACAUUUUUAGACAUGUAAAAUUUUCCAAUAGUUUUCAUUUAAGUUUCUACAAGGUUUCCUACUUAAGAUUUCAAACAAAUUUUAGUUUUUUCAGUCAGUAAUAAACUUUUUCCUGUAUAUAAGACAAACUUAAUUGGAUAAAUAACUUCUUAAUAAAAAAAGGAAAACUAUUUGAUUUUGGAGAAACGAAUUUUUUAACAUAUAUUUCUCCUAAGAAUCAACUUUGUACUUUACGGAUGUUAUGUUGUGCAUCCAUGUUAAAGAAUGGUCAUACUGGGAAAUGCCUAAAUUUCCACUGGGAUUUACAAUCUUUUCCCAUUAAUGAUAAACACCAUUUUGAAAAAAAAGGCGUGUUUAUAUUUUGUUGAAACAAACACCAUGAGAUAGUAAGCCGAUUUUACAAUCAGGUAUAAAAUAUCAAAAUGCGACAAAUUUAAAAUAAACUUCUUACCCAUGACUUGUGAAAUAAAUAGCUUAGUCUUCGCCUUUACAGAAAUUAAAAUGACAUGAAUUGAUGUAAACAUUACAAAUCAUUGUACUGAGGAGCAAUUCUAAAGAUAGUCUGGCCUAGAUAAUUCAUUAUGUGAUUAGCGCGAUCAUUUCUUACGAACUUACCAAUACUCUACAUGCUCCAAUAUUUCUUGUAUCUAGUUCCGGCGUAAAAUAGUUUUUGACAAUUUUCCGUUAGAAAUAUAUCAUCAAAAUAGUCUCAAAUUAAAGGGUUCAUUGAAUUAUA
Messenger RNA from Manduca sexta (tobacco hornworm), 2594 nucleotides. It is a transcript of the gene DCP1, whose product is annotated as mRNA-decapping enzyme 1B. Gene Ontology annotation, biological process: deadenylation-independent decapping of nuclear-transcribed mRNA; positive regulation of catalytic activity; deadenylation-dependent decapping of nuclear-transcribed mRNA. Bases 84 to 1289 code for a protein of 401 amino acids. Lineage: Eukaryota; Metazoa; Arthropoda; Insecta; Lepidoptera; Sphingidae. The record is from RefSeq and is a predicted model, not a curated record. Gene Ontology annotation, molecular function: mRNA binding; enzyme activator activity. The transcript has 2 exons. Gene Ontology annotation, cellular component: P-body.